This is a messenger RNA of Folsomia candida, 796 nucleotides long. RefSeq lists its product as uncharacterized. The record is from RefSeq and is a predicted model, not a curated record. Bases 110 to 613 code for a protein of 167 amino acids. The transcript is spliced from 4 exons. Lineage: Eukaryota; Metazoa; Arthropoda; Collembola; Entomobryomorpha; Isotomidae.
UCACUUCUUGAAUAGGAAUAAAAUCAGACUGCAUAACAACCUCAGCUGUUGCAUUACUGCUCACUUACAUAUUUUGAAACAUAUUUUUGCAUAUAAAUAUUUGUUAACUAUGUUUUCCUUCCUUCGAAAUUUAAAUCCUUGUUUUGGACUUAAUCCGACACUAAUUGUCAAGGUGGUGUUAAUAAUUAAUCUCAUAAUGUCCAUAAUGGGCACGUUCGUCUUCACUGCCAGAGCAGAAGAAUUGAUUGAGUACACCAAAACGAAAUUUGAAGAAGUUAGCACAUCCGAGUGGGCGAUAUACAGCUGGUUCAUGGUUUUCAUCAAUCCUCUCAUGACCAUCUUGUUCUGGACUUUGUUUCGUGCAGUCGGAAAGAAUGACCUACCAACAAUUGAACGCUGGAGGGUCGGUAUAUUUGUCAUCCCAGGAUUUCACAUCUUUUGGAGUAUAUUUUCCUCCACGAAUGCUAAAGCUAACGAUCUCCGGUCACUGUUCGGAUUUUUGUACGUGCCCAUCUUCUACCUCACAAUGUACACUAGCUGGACAGUGUACUACUGGUGUCGGAUAGAGAGGCGGAAAUUGGAAGGUUCUGGAAAUCGUGUCAAACUGGACUGAGCAGUUAAUUAUGUAAAUAAACACAAGUGAUAUUUUGCAAGCACUACAUAUAUUUUCCGGAAAAUUAAUGUCUCAAGUUGUAAAUAAAUAUUUUGCAAAUAAGAAAGUGUGAUACACAUAACAUUUUUAAUUUGGUUCGAGAAAAACCUUGAAUCUCUUUUUGUCUGCGUUAUUCCAAUUAUG